Molecule: messenger RNA, 522 nt
Organism: Paramecium tetraurelia
Lineage: Eukaryota; Ciliophora; Oligohymenophorea; Peniculida; Parameciidae
Exons: 3
Biological process (GO): intracellular signal transduction; protein phosphorylation
Cellular component (GO): cytoplasm
Molecular function (GO): protein serine/threonine kinase activity; ATP binding
Source: RefSeq, a predicted model, not a curated record
AUGAAGAUAUUAAACCAAAUAUUAUCUGAAGUGAAAGUGUAAGCUAUAAUUUUUGGGUAUAUCAUCAAUAAAAUAGGAGAAAGAGGCCAAGGGAUAGUAUUACUUGGAAGGCAUAAAGUCACAAAGGAAUUAACAGCCUUUAAAAUAAUUAAUUAAUAAUCAUGGUCAGGGUGGGAAAUGGAUGGAGUUCCAUAAGAAUAAUUAAUUAUGAAAGCAUUUGAUCCUAAAAACAUUGUUAAAUUACAUUAAAGUUAUGUAACAUAGAAUCAAAUUGAGAUUGAAAUGAUUAUGGAAUACUUGAAAGGUGGAUUACUCCUCAACUAUGCUAAUUUAUAUGUUAUCAUCGCAAAACUACCUGAAGGAGAUGCUAAACUACAUUCGAAAUAGAUAGUUGAUGCAAUAGCUUAUUGUCAUGAAAAUAAUAUUGCCCAUUAUGAUUUGAAGUUAGAAAAUAUCAUGCUAAACAUCUCCUUCUUCUAAAGAAAUAGUUUUUAAUAUUUAAAAUUAGAUUUAAAUUAUUGA